This is a messenger RNA of Etheostoma spectabile (orangethroat darter), 5096 nucleotides long. It is a transcript of the gene cps1, whose product is annotated as carbamoyl-phosphate synthase 1, mitochondrial. The record is from RefSeq and is a predicted model, not a curated record. Gene Ontology annotation, biological process: L-glutamine metabolic process; 'de novo' pyrimidine nucleobase biosynthetic process. Gene Ontology annotation, cellular component: cytoplasm. Gene Ontology annotation, molecular function: ATP binding; carbamoyl-phosphate synthase (glutamine-hydrolyzing) activity; metal ion binding. Lineage: Eukaryota; Metazoa; Chordata; Actinopteri; Perciformes; Percidae.
UCAAGCUCUCAUUCGCGUGUAAUGCACACGAGGAGCAACAGCCCAAAACUCACCCAUUCCACUGUCAUUUACACGCAAGACACAAUUGUGCAAUUUGCAGGACAGUGUAAAUAUUGAAUCUUUUUUUAUAUCGAGAAACUUUUCAUUCACGUCUGUGCUACUUUACCAAAACAGUAAUUUAGGCUAAUAUGACAAAAAUCCUGCUAGCUCACAGCGUUGUUAAAUCUCUGAGACAAGGAUGCGUGGUUGGCAGAAGAGUAGGAAACAGGUCGUCAUGGCUGCGAUUUCAAACUAUGAAACUGUUUAGUUUGAAGGCCCAGACGGCCCACCUGGUCUUGGAGGAUGGUACCAGAAUGAAAGGAUUUUCCUUUGGGCAUGAUGCCUCUGUAGCCGGAGAACUCGUCUUCAAUACCGGCCUGGUGGGGUAUCCUGAGGCCCUGACUGAUCCCAGCUACAGAGGUCAGAUCCUUACCCUGACCUACCCUAUUGUGGGGAACUACGGGGUACCCAACAGCCAGGAGCUGGACGAGCUGGGCCUUAGAAAACAUUUGGAGUCAGAGCGUAUCCAGGUAUCUGGUCUUCUUGUUCAAGACUACAGUCACGAGUACAGCCACUGGAACUCUGUCAAGUCUUUGGGCCAAUGGCUACAAGAAGAGAAGGUUCCUGCACUGUUUGGAAUAGACACCAGAAUGCUAACCAAGAUCAUCAGAGACAAGGGCACAGCUUUGGGGAAAAUUGAAUUUGAUGGGCAGCCUGUUGAGAUUUCUGACCCUAACCAGAGAAACUUGGUAGCAGAGGUCUCAACCAAGGAAACCAAAGUUUUUGGAAAAGGAAACCCAAUAAAAGUGGUGGCUGUUGAUUGUGGUAUUAAACAUAACAUCAUUCGCCUGCUGGUUAAGAAGGGUGCAGAGGUCCACCUCGUACCGUGGGAUCAGGACUUGCAGAGUCUAGAUUACGACGGGCUUUUCAUCUCCAAUGGACCAGGAGAUCCGUCUUUGGCCAAGACACUCAUCAACAACGUUGCCAAGGUGCUGGAGAGUGAUCAUCCCAAGCCAGUGUUUGGGAUCUGUAUGGGCAACCAGAUCACUGCUCUGGCUGCAGGAGCUCAGUCAUAUAAGCUACCUAUGGGCAACAGAGGCCAGAACCAGCCGGUACUGAAUGUGAUGACGGGCCAGGCCUUCAUUACGGCACAGAACCACGGCUACGGCAUAGACAGCCAGUCCUUGCCCCCAGGGUGGAGCCCACUUUUCAUCAACGCCAAUGAUGGCACAAAUGAGGGCAUCAUGCACAACACAAAGCCUGUGUUUACGGCCCAGUUUCACCCGGAAGCUAAAGGCGGUCCCACUGACACAGAGUUUCUCUUCGAUGCCUUUAUGUCGCUGAUCAAGAAAGGAAAAGAUGCCAAUAUAGUUUCAGUAAUGCCUAAAAAACCACAGAUUCCUCCCAGAGCCCAGGUGUCAAAGGUGCUCAUACUGGGUUCUGGUGGUCUGUCUAUAGGUCAGGCUGGAGAGUUUGACUACUCUGGAUCACAGGCCAUCAAGGCCAUGAAGGAGGAAAACCUGAAGACAGUGCUCAUGAACCCAAAUAUAGCCUCAGUUCAGACCAAUGAAGUGGGAACCAAGCAGGCCGAUUCUGUCUACUUCCUGCCUGUCACGCCACAAUUUGUCACUGAAGUCAUCAAGACCGAGCGUCCAGAUGGCAUCCUGCUCUCCAUGGGCGGACAGACUGCACUCAACUGCGGAGUUGAAUUAUUCCAGAGUGGUGUCCUUGCAUACGGGGUGAAGGUCCUGGGAACCCCAGUUGAAUCCAUCAUGGCCACAGAGGACAGACAGCUUUUUGCGGACAAACUGAAUGAGAUUGAUGAGAAGAUUGCACCCAGUUUCGCUGUGAAGUCGGUAUCUGAUGCCUUGAAAGCGGCAGAGCAGAUUGGCUACCCUGUGAUGUUGCGAUCUGCCUAUGCCCUUGGAGGACUGGGGUCUGGUCUGUGUGCCAACAAAGAAAUGCUGGAGGAAACUGCACACAAGAUACAAAAUGAAAACCCAAGGCUUGGGUUUAGCUGUAGAUUUGGUGGAAAAGUCUCUGAGGGUGGAAAGGGGGGGGAAUAUGAGGUGGUGGAAAAUGUGGCGACAAGCGUCCCGCUGCAACAUGGAAACUUGCCCACUGGCAUUCACUCAGGUGACUCCAUAGUGGUGGCACCAAGCCAGACAUUGUCCAACGAGGAGUACCACAUGCUCCGUGAGACGGCCAUCAAAGUGGUUCGCCACCUUGGCAUUAUAGGCGAAUGCAACAUCCAGUAUGCCCUACACCCGUCGUCCCUGGAGUACUGCAUCAUUGAGGUUAACGCUCGGCUCUCCAGAAGCUCUGCUCUGGCAUCCAAAGCUACCGGGUAUCCAUUGGCUUUUGUUGCUGCUAAGCUGGCUUUGGGUAUCCCCCUACCAGAGAUCAAGAACGCUGUAUCGGAGAAGACCACUGCCUGCUUUGAACCCAGUUUAGAUUACAUUGUUACUAAUCCCCGCUGGGACCUGGACCGUUUUCAGGGCAUGUCACAUGAAAUAGGCAGUGCCAUGAAGAGUGUCGGAGAGGUGAUGGCAGUUGGUCGGACCUUUGAAGAGAGUGUGCAGAAGGCCCUGAGGAUGUGUCAUCCAUCAGUGGAUGGCUUUGUGCCCCGGCUGCCACUCAAGAAAGCCUGGGCCGACACCCAGGACCUGGAGCAGGAGCUGGCUGUGCCCUCCAUUACCCGCAUUUUCUCCCUUGCCAAGGCCCUCCACAGUGGUAUGAGUGUUGAUCAGAUCCACCAGCUCACGUUCAUAGACAAGUGGUUCCUCCACAAACUCAACAGGAUAACACAGCUGGAGCAGCACCUGGCAAACUACAACGGUGGCACAGUACCUAAGGAGCUGCUGCUGAAGGCUAAGCAGGACGGCUUCUCAGACCGGCAGGUUGGUCAGAUACUGGGCUCCAGUGAGCGAGCAGCCAGAGAGCUGAGGCUCACUCAUGGCAUCAAACCCUGGGUCAAGCAGAUUGACACCUUGGCAGCAGAGUAUCCAGCCAUGACCAACUACCUGUAUUGUACCUAUCAUGGCCAGGAGAAUGAUCUGGACUUUAAAGACCAGGGAAUUAUGGUUCUUGGUUGUGGGCCCUACCACAUUGGGAGCAGUGUUGAGUUUGACUGGUGUGCGGUGUCCAGCAUCAGAGCUUUGAGACAGAUGGGCAAGAAGACCGUAGUGGUCAACCACAAUCCUGAGACGGUCAGCACUGACUUUGACGAGUGUGACCGCCUUUACUUUGAGGAGUUGACCCUGGAGCGCAUCUUGGACAUCACCCAACAGGAGGGUUGCUUUGGCAGCAUUGUGUCAGUCGGAGGCCAGAUCCCCAACAACCUGGCUGUCCCGUUGCACCUCAGUGGGGUGAAGAUUCUGGGAACGAGCCCCCUGCAGAUUGACCGUGCUGAGGAGCGCUCCAUCUUCUCCAGUAUACUAGAUGACCUCAAGGUGGCCCAAGCCCCAUGGAGGGCCCUCAGCUCCCUGGAAGACGCCUUUGCCUUCGCCAACCAAGUCGGCUAUCCCUGUCUGUUGCGCCCCUCCUAUGUUCUCAGUGGCUCUGCAAUGAACGUUGUGUAUGGAGAAGAGGAGAUGAAACGCUUCUUGGGGGAGGCAACUCAGGUGUCCCAGGAGCAUCCAGUGGUUAUCACCAAGUUCAUCAGAGGUGCCAGGGAGGUAGAGGUGGAUGCUGUGGCAAAAGGUGGCAAGGUGCUGGUCCAUGCCAUAACGGAGCAUGUGGAAGAUGCGGGGGUACACUCAGGAGAUGCCACUCUAAUGCUACCAACCCAGACUAUUAGCCAGGGGGCGCUAGAAAGAGUUAAGAUUUCCACCCGGAAAAUUGCGCAAGCAUUUGAAAUUUCGGGGCCCUUUAACACUCAAUUUCUGGUUAAAGGCAAUGAUGUUAUGGUGAUAGAGUGUAAUCUGCGGGCAUCACGCUCCUUUCCUUUUGUAUCAAAAACAAUCGGUGUGGACUUUAUCAAUGUGGCAACAAAAGUAAUGGUUGGAGAGCCUUUGGAUGAGGCCAGCCUGCCCUCACUGGAGAGCCCCAUCAUCCCUGUAAACUACGUAGGCAUCAAGGCACCUAUGUUCUCCUGGCCACGGCUGAGGGAUGCAGACCCUGUGCUUCGCUGUGAGAUGGCCUCCACUGGAGAAGUAGCUUGUUUUGGACCAAACAUUUAUUCAGCCUUCCUGAAGGCUAUGCUCUCCACAGGCUUUAAGCUACCGCAGAAGGGCAUCCUGAUUGGGAUUCAGCAUUCGUUCCGACCCAAUUUCCUGGCUACAGCCCAUCAGCUGAAAGAGGAAGGAUUCAAGCUCUAUGCUACUGAAGCCACUUCUGCCUGGCUGUGGGCCAAUGAUGUGCCUGCCACUCCAGUUGCCUGGCCCUCUGAUAAGGGAGGAGACACCAGUUUGCCCAGUAUAAAGAGACUCAUCAGCGAGGGUCAUAUUGACCUGGUGGUCAACCUGCCUAAUAACAACACUCGCCAGCUGAAGGAUAACUUCCUCAUCCGUAGAAUGGCUGUGGACCACGGUGUUCUCAUCACUAAUUAUCAGGUGGUGAAGCUGUUUGCAGAGGCUAUUCACCAUGCAGGUGACCUUGACACUACCAGCCUCUUCCACUACCGGCAGGAGCAACGGGUGGCUGACCAGCAGGGAUCAUUGCAUAGUAUUAAGAAACUCAUCAGCGAGGGUCAUAUUGACCUGGUGGUCAACCUGCCUAAUAACAACACUCGCCAGCUGAAGGAUAACUUCCUCAUCCGUAGAAUGGCUGUGGACCACGGUGUUCCCCUCAUCACUAAUUAUCAGGUGGUGAAGCUGUUUGCAGAGGUUAUUCACCAUGCAGGUGACCUUGACACUACCAGCCUCUUCCACUACCGGCAGAAGCAACGGGUGGCUGACCAGCAGGGAUAAUGAACGCUUCCUUCCAUUUCCUUUGGUUUCCUUUGUAAAACAGCAGCAUUAAUUGUGAGGAAAUAUUCGUAACACGGUUUCUCAAAAAAGCCUUUUUUUUUAACUAUCCCAUGGUGUCAAGAUGUAGAGUUAUUUUGGUGCAAGGAA